Molecule: messenger RNA, 1531 nt
Organism: Seminavis robusta
Lineage: Eukaryota; Bacillariophyta; Bacillariophyceae; Naviculales; Naviculaceae
Source: the annotation of a GenBank genome assembly
GAUCCCUAAGGCCUCGGCUCAGACAAACCAACCAAUUGCUAUCAAAAGCUUCCCUUGAUUACUGCAGUGACAGUAAGUGCCAUUAAUCUACUUAAGUUGCAAGGUUUCCUGCGACUCGACCAACACUUCUGUUCGGAGAAUUGGCUCCCAAGGAUGGAAUUCGGCACACAUCCACAAACCGCACCAAACACAGACCCACGCAGCCAAAUGGCCACGGCGACAGGUUGAUGCAGAGACCAACGAGGAUAGAGGUCUGUGCUACCUUUCCGAGAAGGUCCGAUCGACACUCUUAUUUCAACAAACGAAACGAAGGAAAGCAAUCGAAAGCAAUAGUCCUCCGGGUAAUUAGCUGGUAAUAGCUAGCUAGAGCCACUUUAGUAUAGCGCUCUGUCCUCUUUCCCUCUUGAUCAAUCUCAUAAUCUUUAUAGAAUCGAAUCAAAUCGACAUCAGAUCAGUCUAUCCUUCAUCAGUACCGGUAUUCUAUAUCGGCAUUCAUCAAGCAACCAUGGCGUACAAGAACAAGCAACAGUCAUCGCAGGCAUCCUUGUUGGAUCAGUGUGUUUCCUACAUGGCCGCUUCGGCGGUGCGUGAAUCUGCCUCAUCUUCUACUGCCUCUGCUUCCUCCACGACCUCCACUACGACUGCGUUUACAUCCGUUCGGUUCUGCGAGAAUGCGCGGUUCAUCCGCUUGUCGGUUCAAGUACCGGGUGUGUUGCUCAAGGACGUGGGCGUGGAGCUUCAGAGAGGUGUGUUGAUCAUUCGGGGAAUGCGAGAAACGACCUUGGCACAUGGACUGCGUCAUCAGCACAAGUUCUGCCGUCGCUUUGCCAUGGACACUGAUGUGGUCGACAGCACCAAACUCAAGGCCAAUCUGAACCGUCAGGGACUCUUGACCAUCAUGGCGCCCAAGAAGAGUCGUCCCAAGCAGACACUCUCGGUACAAGUCACACAGCAAGAUGACUAUGACUUUGAACGAAGUGUUUUGGGCAGUUUUGUGCAAGCGCAACAGGCUGCUUCUCCUUCUACGAGUGUCAGUGCCAACAGCAGCGCUGCUGCCACGGCUGUUUCCAGUGCUCCCAAGACCACAGCAGCACCAUCUCGUCAAAUGCAGAACAAGAAAAGCAAGCCUGCUUUGACCAACGUGGUGAGCAUGGGAUCUGCCUCGGACCUGUUGUCCUCCAGGACGUCGAACAACAACAUGGGAACAAGGAGCACCAUUCGACGCAACUACAAGCCCAGCACCUUGCAGUCACAUCUCAUGAUUCGUAGAAGUCAGAGCAAGAAAUCCAUGCGUUAGCUAGCUAUCAAGUCUGGCUAGCUAUGCAUAUCUAUGUUGCUGGCUGCCAUUCAUGCUCGUGGGGGCGGUUCCAUCAGCUCGAGACAGACAGAUACAUACUUCAUGACACAAGCGACCAACUUCCAUCUUCUGAACACCAUAAAAAGCAAACAGAGCAAGCCUGCUAUAUUGUCCAGAACACCCGAUUAACUAUUAUAAAUCUGUUACAUGUAUAACAACCUAUCUAUGCAUACU